Molecule: messenger RNA, 1721 nt
Organism: Epinephelus fuscoguttatus (brown-marbled grouper)
Lineage: Eukaryota; Metazoa; Chordata; Actinopteri; Perciformes; Serranidae
Product: equilibrative nucleoside transporter 1-like
Exons: 13
Coding region: 391-1695 (434 amino acids)
Biological process (GO): uridine transmembrane transport; nucleoside transmembrane transport
Cellular component (GO): plasma membrane
Molecular function (GO): nucleoside transmembrane transporter activity
Source: RefSeq, a predicted model, not a curated record
CCAAAGAACUGAUUCUGCUGAAACUGCAGACAAGAAGUAAACGAUCUGACAGAGGGAGAAAUAUUUCACAACUGAAGGAGCCAGCAAAAAAAUAUCUUGCGUUACACUAACAGAAGAUUUAACAGACGGAGUCACUGAAACUUUAACAGAAUAUAUGAGUCUGACAAAGUGAAGCUGGAACUGGGUGAAACGUGAAACUGAGUCUGACAAAGUGAAGCUGGAACUGGGUGAAAUGUGAAACUGAGUCUAAGUAGCAGGAACAAAUUUGGACUGACGAGAAAAACCUCUGGAGAACACUGAGAGAACGUUUGGAGGCCAGCCCUGCUGUAGUCCUGAAGAACAAAGGCUGAAGUCCAUCGAUCUAUCAGUCCAUUGAUCUAUCAAAGGAAAAUGGCUAUCAGGUCACCGAGAGACAAGUAUUUUGGCGUUUGGCUGAUUUUCUUCAUACUCGGUUUGGGAACGCUGCUGCCCUGGAAUUUCUUCAUGACUGCUACCAUGUACUUCACCAGCCGUCUGAAGGACUCCUCAUUGGUCCAUUAUUCAGCCAAUCAGACGGAGGCAGCGGGUGAACAUCGCAGCGUUCUGGAGGCCAAAUUCAACAACGUGAUGACGCUGUGCGCCAUGCUGCCGCUGCUCCUCUGCACCUGCCUCAACUCCUUCCUGCACUCACUUAUUCCUCAGCGUCUGCGUGUGAUGGGCAGUCUGAUCAUCAUUAUGUUUGUCUUCAUCGCUACCGCCAUCCUCGUCAAACUUCCUCUGGAGCCGCUGCCCUUCUUCUGCGUUACCAUGGUGAAGAUUGUCAUCAUUAACUCAUUUGGGGCAGUGCUUCAGGGCAGUCUGUUUGGGAUGGCUGGGUUGCUGCCAGCAUCAUAUACAACUCCAAUCAUGAGUGGUCAGGGACUUGCUGGAACCUUUGCUGCCUUCGCCAUGAUCUGCGCCAUCACAAGUGGCUCAGAGCUUCAUGACGCAGCAUUUGGGUAUUUCAUCACAGCCUGUGUUGUUAUUUUUCUGUCCAUCCUUUCCUACAUCCUGCUGCCUCGACUGGAGUUUUUCCAGUUUCAUCAGGACAGAAACAGGAAACAGAGAGCAGAUGAGGACAACUCAGUAAAUCUGAUGAACACAGAGAAUAAUGACGAAGCAGCUGAUCAGAAUAAACAACGCGUCCCCAUGAUAGAAAUCUUUAAGAAGAUAUGGCUGUUGGCUCUGUCAGUCUGUUUCACCUUUACCGUCACCAUUGGCACGUUUCCCGCCAUCACUGCCGACACCAAAUCCACCCUCGCUGACGGAGGAUUGUGGGAGCGGUACUUCAUCCCCGUCAGCUGCUUCCUGCUCUUUAACCUGUGUGACUGGGGUGGGCGGAGUUUAACAGCCAUCUGUAUGUGGCCCAGGAAGGACAGUCUGCUGCUUCCUGUGUCCAUCAUUUGUCGUCUCGUUUUCAUCCCUCUCUUCAUGUUGUGUAAUGUUCAACCUCGACUCAACCUGCCUGUCGUCUUCCAUCAUGAUGGCUGGUUCAUCUUCUUUAUGAUCCUCUUCGCCUUCAGUAACGGAUACCUGGCGAGUCUGUGCAUGUGCUUUGGUCCGGAGAACGUUCUUCCUCAUGAAUCCGAAUCAGCCGGAGCCAUCAUGGCCUUCUUUCUGUCUCUGGGUUUGGCUUCAGGGGCUGCUCUGUCCUUCCUCCUCAGAGCACUGGUUUAACUGGGACACUACGUCUUCAUCACUGG